CGCCUUCCUCCUCCUUCCAACCUAUGUAUCCCAAGAUUCAGUGCGUUUAGAAGUACCAGGCACACAGACAUCAUGGCGGACGUUUUGGAUCUUCACGAAGCUGGGGGCGAGGAUUUUCCUAUGGAUGAGGAUGAAAGCAUCCAUAAGUUGAAAGAGAAGGCAAAGAAAAGAAAAGGACGUGGUUUUGGUUCGGAUGAAGGCGCAAGGUCCAGAGUGAGGGAAGACUACGACACAGUGGAACAGGAUGGAGAUGAGCCUGGGCCACAAAGAUCUGUAGAGGGCUGGAUCCUUUUUGUGACUGGUGUACACGAGGAAGCUACAGAAGAGGACAUCCAUGACAAAUUCGCAGAGUAUGGAGAAAUCAAGAACUUGCAUCUGAACUUGGAUCGACGAACAGGCUACCUUAAGGGCUACGCACUGGUGGAGUAUGAGACGUACAAAGAAGCCCAGGCUUCCAUGGAAGGGUUGAAUGGUCAAGACCUAAUGGGCCAGCCAAUCAGUGUGGAUUGGGGCUUUGUAAGGGGACCCCCGAAGAGCAAGAGAAGGGGAGGCCGGAGACGCAGCCGGAGUCCAGACAGAAGACGCCGCUGAAGAAUUGUGGCGUCAUGGGUCAUGGGGUCAUAAUGACCAUAAUGGUGGCUUUUUGGAUAAUGUAUAUCCAGAAAGGAUUUCUGUGUUUUUGUUAUGUUCACUGAUGGUUUUGUUAAACCUUUUUAUUUCAUUUCUUGAACUGGGUUUGGAAAAAAUAAAAACUGUAGAAUUAAACCAGUUCAUUAUUCUUUAUUAAAUGCUAGCUCAGAGAGUUGUAUGUUUUUAAGUCAUUUCCAAAUAAAUGUGUUUGUCCUA
Sardina pilchardus (European sardine) is the source of this 846-nucleotide messenger RNA. RefSeq names its product RNA binding motif protein 8A (gene rbm8a). The record is from RefSeq and is a predicted model, not a curated record. Gene Ontology annotation, biological process: RNA splicing. Gene Ontology annotation, cellular component: nucleus; cytoplasm; exon-exon junction complex. NCBI's taxonomy places the organism in Eukaryota, Metazoa, Chordata, Actinopteri, Clupeiformes, Clupeidae. The transcript has 6 exons. Bases 73 to 591 code for a protein of 172 amino acids. Gene Ontology annotation, molecular function: mRNA binding.